Molecule: messenger RNA, 4452 nt
Organism: Phyllostomus discolor (pale spear-nosed bat)
Lineage: Eukaryota; Metazoa; Chordata; Mammalia; Chiroptera; Phyllostomidae
Gene: PRKG2
Product: protein kinase cGMP-dependent 2
Exons: 19
Coding region: 318-2606 (762 amino acids)
Biological process (GO): protein phosphorylation
Molecular function (GO): ATP binding; cGMP-dependent protein kinase activity
Source: RefSeq, a predicted model, not a curated record
UGUCUCCUCUGCACCGGCCCCCGCGGAGGAGCCAGGCGGCAGCACCGACGCCACCACCGCUGCAUCUCCUGCCCGAAGCACGUUGGUCCACGCUCCCCCGGCUCCCACGUACUGGGAACGGCAGCGCGGACAGCCCCGGGGUGGUGGUGCGCCCUGCGCACGCCCAGGGCGGUGUGAGCUGACCUGCGCUCCUUCUGGGCACUGGAGGCUGCCGGGGAGGACUGCGUGGGAGAGGACGCAGAGACGCAGGGGCAGCCGGACCAGAGUGACGAGCUGCGCACCUGGAAAGUUACACGACUGUCUGGUCCUUGAGCAAAAUGGGAAAUGGUUCAGUGAAACCCAAACAUCCCAAGCAUCCCGAUGGCCAAUCCGGGACCCUCACUGCCGAUGCCCUACGGAACAAGGUGACAGAGCUGGAGAGAGAGCUGAGGAGGAAGGAUGCCGAGAUCCAGGAGCGGGAGUACCAUCUGAAGGAACUGCGGGAGCAGCUCUCGAAGCAGACUGUGGCCAUUGCUGAGCUCACGGAGGAGCUCCAGAACAAGUGCAUCCAGCUGAACAAGCUUCAGGAUGUGGUGCACAUCCAGGGAGGAAGCCUGCUGCAGGCCUCUCCAGACAAAGUGCCUCUGGAGGUCCACCGGAAGACCUCGGGAUUGGUCUCCCUCCACAGCAGGAGGGGGGCAAAGGCUGGGGUGUCUGCUGAGCCAACCACCCGUACCUAUGACCUCAACAAACCCCCUGAAUUUUCCUUUGAGAAAGCAAGAGUCAGAAAGGACUCCAGUGAGAAGAAGCUCAUUACAGAUGCUCUUAAUAAUAAUCAAUUUCUGAAGAGACUGGAUCCUCAGCAGAUCAAAGACAUGGUGGAGUGCAUGUAUGGAAGAAACUACCAGCAAGGGAGUUACAUUAUCAAGCAAGGAGAGCCAGGAAACCACAUCUUUGUGCUGGCAGAGGGCCGAGUAGAGGUGUCCCAAGGGGAGAAAUUGCUGCCAUCCAUUCCUAUGUGGACCACGUUUGGAGAACUAGCCAUUUUAUACAACUGUACAAGGACUGCAUCUGUGAAAGCCAUUACCAAUGUGAAGACUUGGGCACUAGAUCGAGAGGUAUUCCAGAAUAUAAUGAGAAGGACAGCUCAAGCUAGAGAUGAAGAGUACAGAAACUUCCUCAGAAGUGUAUCGUUACUGAAGAAUUUACCUGAAGACAAAUUAACCAAGAUCAUUGACUGCUUGGAAGUGGAAUACUAUGACAAAGGAGAUUACAUUAUACGAGAGGGCGAAGAAGGAAGUACCUUUUUCAUUUUAGCCAAAGGAACGGUAAAAGUCACCCAGAGUACAGAGGGCCAUGAUCAGCCACAACUGAUAAAAACUCUGCAGAAAGGAGAAUACUUUGGAGAAAAAGCUCUUAUCAGUGAAGAUGUCAGAUCAGCUAACAUUAUUGCUGAGGAAAAUGAUGUCGCAUGCCUCGUUAUAGAUCGAGAAACAUUCAACCAAACAGUUGGGACUUUUGAAGAACUCCAAAAAUACCUUGAAGGCUAUGUGGCAAACCUGACCCGUGAUGAUGAAAAAAGACAUGCGAAGAGAUCCAUGUCUAACCAGAAGCUGUCCAAAGCACUCUCUCUGGAGAUGAUUCAGCUGAAGGAGAAGGUGGCCAGAUUUUCCUCUUCAUCCCCAUUCCAGAACCUUGAGAUUAUUGCAACACUGGGCGUUGGUGGGUUCGGAAGAGUUGAGCUUGUUAAAGUAAAAAAUGAGAACGUUGCUUUUGCUAUGAAAUGUAUCAAGAAGAAGCACAUUGUUGAUACUAAGCAACAGGAGCACGUCUACUCAGAAAAGAGGAUCCUGGAAGAGUUGUGUUCUCCCUUCAUUGUGAAAUUGUAUCGUACUUUCAAGGACAAUAAGUAUGUAUACAUGCUUCUGGAAGCCUGCUUAGGUGGGGAGCUGUGGAGUAUAUUAAGAGACAGAGGCAGCUUUGAUGAACCCACCUCCAAGUUCUGUGUCGCUUGUGUGACUGAAGCAUUUGAUUACCUGCAUCGACUAGGUAUUAUCUACAGAGAUCUGAAGCCAGAAAACUUAAUUCUAGAUGCUGAGGGCUAUCUGAAAUUGGUUGACUUUGGAUUUGCUAAGAAAAUAGGAUCUGGACAGAAAACGUGGACAUUCUGUGGGACCCCAGAGUAUGUAGCUCCAGAAGUCAUUCUCAACAAAGGCCAUGACUUCAGUGUGGAUUUUUGGUCCCUGGGAAUCCUAGUUUAUGAGCUCCUAACGGGCAACCCACCCUUUUCUGGGAUUGACCAAAUGAUGACCUACAAUUUGAUUCUCAAAGGAAUUGAAAAAAUGGAUUUUCCCAGAAAAAUAACAAGACGACCAGAGGAUUUGAUUAGGAGACUUUGCAGGCAAAACCCAACAGAAAGGCUGGGAAAUCUGAAGAAUGGAAUCCAUGACAUUAAGAAACACAGGUGGUUAAAUGGUUUUAAUUGGGAGGGACUGAAGGCUCGGAACCUUCCAUCACCUUUACGAAGAGAGCUCAGUGGACCCACAGAUCACAGCUACUUUGACAAGUAUCCUCCUGAAAAGGGAGUGCCUCCAGAUGAGCUGUCAGGCUGGGAUAAAGACUUCUGACAGAAGGAAAAAAAAGAUGAAGACUGCCUGUCUACUACAGAAGAGGACUGGGAGCACCAAUAAUCCAGGACUGAUGAUUUCUCUCUUUGGAGUAUUAGUAUAUCUUUUGGGAGACCACUGGGAAAAGAAAUCCCUUCCCAUGAGCUGGGGUGGAUGAUAGUAGGUACAGAGGUGGUUCUGAAUUAUAAUGUCUUAUUUAGAUGCUGUGAGUUAUUCAUGUAUCUGUUUUUUUGUUUUUCUCAAGUGUUGAAGGCUAUUCUAUUCUCUUCACAGUCAGAACCAUUUUUGUAGAAGGGGUGCAGUGUUCUCUGCAAUCUAUUGCCCUAUCCCCCUCAUAUCCCUCUCCUUGGAGUCCUAAUAAGGUUUCAUAGUGUCUUGCCCUUGAACAACUCAGUCAUGCAAAUGGUUUCAAGAAGAAGGGUGAAUUUUGGAAGAUUUCACCUGCUCUCAACAACUCCAUGUAAGCAUUAUGGCAUCUAAAAUUAGCAGUUUGCAGAAAUCUUGGGAGUCAAAAGAGGCUGUUGACUUUUACUUGCAUUCAACUUAGAAAUGGGUUAAUGUGCUUCUGAUGUUAGUCUGGGGAAAGGGAAUUAGUCUGCAACUCCCUAAAAUAAAUGACUUCAUUAAUCCAACAAGGUAAAUAUAUUCUAUUGAAGAACUUAAAAAAUAAACAAAGCAAAAAGUACUUUUUGUUCUCCUGUGACCAACUCUGAUAACUUGGAGACUUUUCAAAGCUUUGUUAAAGGUGGUUUUAAUGUACAGUUGUGUAAUGGGCUUUUGAAAAGGUUUUAUCUUAUAGAUUAAGUAUUUUACAAUCAAAGUAGAAAUCAUGCAGGAAGAAAAUUGUGAAGGCUUUUCCUUCCCAUUAAAUGUUAAGGAGAGUAAAGUCUGAUAGGUAAGGUUGCUGACUUGGAAACUCUGAGAUAUUUUGUCCUCUCCUGUGAUUGUUGCUAUUAAUAAACCAAGAGUAAAGAUUAAGCACAGUUAAUAUUUAAUGAAGAUCCCAUUGGUAAAUGUUGAUGCACUGUAAUCACUGUAGACAUUAGAUUGUUAUGGCAGGCAAGGUGCUAGAGAAUGUUGGGACUUUAGAAGAGAAAGGGUCAUCUAGCAUCUGCCCUCCUCCUGUCUCCUCCACACAGUCUUCCAAAUAACCAAUAGAGUAGUUUAAUAGCUUGGGCUGGCAGGACCCAAGAACUGUACUAGGAAAUGUCUCUGUGUAUCAGCCAGGAUCACUUCCUCAUCCUCCUUUCAAAACAGAUAGGAAGCAGACUUUCUCUGUAUCUUUUUUACCUGGGAGAGUAAAAAUACCAUUAAGUUAGUACACUAUUCAAACUUCUGGCUAUAUUUUCAUAUCCAAAUUUCCUAUGGGACCAGCAUCUUCUACCCACACCCCACCCAUAUUUUCUCCAUUCAGAGAGAGUCAGCUGCAUGCUUCCUAAAGGGUUAAACCAGAUGAGAGAAGCCCCACACAAGAAGGUGCAUCCUUAGCAAAUUGAAUUUCCACAUUUAGAAUCCUUUUGCUGAACCAAAGAAAUUUUGUUUCCUGGAGUAGUAUUUUUAAAGAUUAUGUAUUGUACAUAGAAAAAAACAUUUUUAAUAGGAUAAACAUAACCUGCUUAAUGAAUUUCUAAGAUUUUUAAAAGAUUUUUAUUUGCAUUUGGUUUGUAAGCACUGUAUGUUUUUCCAUGUAUAUAUUUUUAAAUUACUCACCAAAAUGUAGGUAAUUUAUGUAUUGGGUCGAUAUUAAAAUUGUACAGUUAUAAUAGCAAUGAUAUUCUUAAAAGAGAUCAAGAAUUGUAAUUCAAGAAAGACUUGCAUAUAUACAAAUAAAAACUAACUUAGUUUA